This is a messenger RNA of Drosophila yakuba, 813 nucleotides long. RefSeq lists its product as uncharacterized. The coding region runs from base 1 to 813 and encodes 270 amino acids. Gene Ontology annotation, molecular function: nucleic acid binding; RNA-DNA hybrid ribonuclease activity. The transcript has a single exon. The record is from RefSeq and is a predicted model, not a curated record. Lineage: Eukaryota; Metazoa; Arthropoda; Insecta; Diptera; Drosophilidae.
AUGGCAGGAGGAGUUGGAUCGGGCAUAUACUGUACAGACCCUGAAAUGAGGGUAUCGUAUAAGCUACCAAGCCAAUGCAGCAUAUUCCAGGCGGAAGUAUUCGCCAUAGGGAAAGCAGCAGAGCUUGCGCUGAGCAUUGACCGCCCACAUGAAGCGGUCAACUUAUUCGUAGACAGUCAAGCGGCGAUAAGAUCCAUGCCAUCGUCAACGGUCAGUUCCAAAAGUGUACUGGCAAGCAGGCAGGCACUAGAUAUCCUUAGCACGACCACGUCAGUGAGGAUCUACUGGGUUCCCAGCCACCAGGACAUCGAUGGUAACGAGACGGCAGACGAACUUGCAAAGGAAGGCGUUGGACUGGCGAAUGAAAGAUCAGAAAACGUUCCCGUCUCCCUUAGAACGCUCCAAAGCGAACUGGAAAGACGGCCGACGCACGAGCCAAAAGCAGAUGGAAAAGAACUUCCACCCCCUGCAAAAAUCAUGUGCAAAGAGCGCAACGUAAAACUCAUUCACUACGUGCUGCAUCUUCCAAGGAAAGACUGCAGAAUGUUAGUGGGAAUUCUUACAGGGCACUGCCUAGCUGCGGCACACGCAGUCAAACUGGGCAUUACCUACAACGCCAGAUGCCGGAAAUGUGACGAAUUCGAGGCAAUUUGCAAGUGUCCGACCCUAUCAAAGGCAAGAAUAAACUACCUAGGCGCUCCGGUUCUGGCAUCGGUAGAAGAUGCCUCCAAGAAGAAGCCAGGCGAACUACUUCUCUUCGCGAAAACCACCUCGAUCCUAAAGGAUUUCGAAAUCCGCGAAAACAUUCUCUAG